Salvia hispanica is the source of this 1143-nucleotide messenger RNA. RefSeq lists its product as uncharacterized. Lineage: Eukaryota; Viridiplantae; Streptophyta; Magnoliopsida; Lamiales; Lamiaceae. The record is from RefSeq and is a predicted model, not a curated record.
AUGUAUGUUAGAUGGGUUGAUCGCCUGCUCAACACAUUGAAUUCCUCUAACAAUCUUGUCAAAUUCAGAGUGGCGUUCUCUUUAUCUUCUGCUUUCACAUUAUGGAUUGAUGAAUGGCUUAGUUACGCUGUGAAUAGAAAGGUUGAGAGCCUUGAUUUGAUUUUGGGCACUGACUUACCACAAGACUGCUACUCUUUUCCAUACAAACAAGGGAAUUUCCCUGACAAUCUAAAACUGCUUAAGAAACUCAGUUUGCAUUCUGUUAUUGUAAGUGGUGAGGCUGUGGCCUUUAUGUUAGGGAAUUGCCAUCUCCUUGAGCAACUCUCAGUGUCUCGAAUAGGCUCGCUGGAGUCUCUAAAGGUUGUUCAAACCUCGCCAGUGUUCAAAUGCCUAGAAAUCAGCCAAUGCAACAGUCUCAAUUUAGUUGUGGUUCGUGAGUCGAAAGUUGUCUGCAUUAAGUAUGAUGGUGCAACUAACCAAUAUUGUAGCUUCACGUUCGUCGAUGUUCCUCUCCUUACUCAGCUCUGGAUUCGGGCGAAAGCGCACAAUCCUUUUGUAAAUUUUACUUCCAUCAUAAGCAUUUUAGACAUGUUUGAUUAUGUGAUUCCACAACUACACAUGCUCAAGAUAUACGCUACGGUCAGACUCCAAGACGAGGAUAUUAUAAAGAAGUUGAUGCCUAAGCUCAAGGAAUUAGUGGUGGUAUUCGAUAGUAAUUACUGUGACAAGUGGUCUCUCAUGCCAGUAAUAAGUUGGUUUAGAAUGACACCUUGCUUGCAGAGAUUUGUGGUAGAGGCACCACAUCAAGAGAAGAACAAAAAAUGUCUUAAUAGUAUAAAGUGUUAUGAUUGUUGGCAUUUGCGUUUUUAUAAACGAGAGUACAACUUCGGGAGGGUUAAUUCUCCAAUCAAAGAAAUAGAGUUUGUUGGUUAUCGUGGUGUGCUUAAUCAUUUUCAAAUGAUUACACAGUUUGUGGAACUCGGCGCGGCCAUAGACAAGAUAAUUGUCGAUCCACGACCUUUCAAGCUUCGUAGUUAUAUGCCAUGGGAUCGCAUUUCUCAAAAUGAUACGAAGGAUGAAAUAUUUGCUAGAAAUUGUGCGAAGGACCAACUUAAACAUUAUCCGCGUGUCAACAUUCUUUAG